Molecule: messenger RNA, 5489 nt
Organism: Poecilia reticulata (guppy)
Lineage: Eukaryota; Metazoa; Chordata; Actinopteri; Cyprinodontiformes; Poeciliidae
Gene: ufl1
Product: UFM1-specific ligase 1
Biological process (GO): response to endoplasmic reticulum stress; protein K69-linked ufmylation; regulation of proteasomal ubiquitin-dependent protein catabolic process
Cellular component (GO): endoplasmic reticulum membrane
Molecular function (GO): UFM1 ligase activity
Source: RefSeq, a predicted model, not a curated record
CAGGCUUGCCGUCCUACGUCACUGUAUGUUGACGUGUUUCUUUGGAGCAGAGCUACUCUUCAGUUAGCAAAGUCCUGUGGACAGGUGAGGUGAAGUAAAGCGCUGACAGCGGAUUGUCCUCGUGCCUUGUUAGCGGAAUAAUGGCCGCUGACUGGGAGGAGAUUCGCCGCCUGGCCGCGGACUUUCAGCGGGCUCAGUUUGCGGACACAGUACAGAGGUUGUCGGAGAGGAACUGCAUAGAAAUCAUCACAAAGCUGGUUCAGGACAGAAAGUUGGAUGUGGUGCACACUCUGGAUGGGAAGGAGUACAUCACUCCAGCUCAGAUCAGCAGGGAAAUCCGGGACGAGCUGUAUGUCCAUGGAGGAAGAAUCAACGUUGUGGAUCUGCAGCAGAUCAUCAACGUGGACUGGGUCCAUGUGGAAAACAGAGCCAACGACAUUGCCAAGUCGGAUAAAGGGGUCCAGCUGGUCCUGGGACAGCUCAUUGAUGACGCCUACCUGAACCAUCUGGCUGAGGAGGUGAACGACAAACUGCAGGAGGCUGGUUUGGUCAGCAUGGCAGAGCUGUGUAAAAGCUACGACCUCCCAGGAGACUUCCUAACUGAGGAAGUGUUGAAACGCCUUGGAAAACUCAUCGAGGGAGAGAUGGACCAGUACAACAGAGGAGUGAUCUUCACCAGAGCUUUUGUUGCACGUCACAAAGCCAGAAUCAGAGGCCUGUUCAGUGGAAUUACAAGACCAAUACCCGUCAGCAGCAUGAUUGCAGCAUUUGGAUUUCAGGAACACCUCCUGUACACCGUUUUGGAGGAACUGGUGAACAGCGGACGUCUGAAGGGAAGCGUAGUGGGAGGACGACAGGACAAGGCUGUAUACAUCCCUGACAUCUAUGCCAGAACGCAGAACGCCUGGGUGGACUCCUUCCUCCAACAAAACGGAUACCUAGAGUUCGAUGCACUGCUCCGUCUCGGGAUCCCUGACCCGUCCAGCUACAUCAGGAAGCGCUUUAGAUCCAGCAAGCUGCUAUUCCUGCGUGCCACCUGCGUGGGUCAGGCUCUGGUGGACCAGGUGGAGGCCUCUGUGGAGGAAGCUGUUAACUCUGCCACAUGGACCGACCUCCAGUCGGUCCUGCCCAGCUGUCUUUCCAUGGAGGACAUGGGGAUGCUCAUUAACCAGGCCCUGAGGAACGCUAAUGUCCAGUCGCAGGCCAGUGUUCUUGGGGGUACUGUGGUGGUCAGUGAGAAGUUCAUCGGCAUCUGCCAGGCACUAUUUGAAGACGCCAUGCAGCAGAAGGCUCAGAAGGAAGUGAACAACCCAGUGUUCCUGAUAACGGAGGAGGACCUGAAGCAGGCGUCUGCUCUGGCCGAGAUUGCUGCUCCGUCCAAGAAGGAGAGAAGGGAUGCCGAGCGCAGGAAGAAGGCUGCAGAGGGUAGCGGCAGCGCCAAGGCUGGUGGGGGUGGCAACGCCAGGGAGAUCCGCAUCCGCAAGACCAAGAAGAAGGGCAGGAGGGACGAGGACAGCGAUGAGGAGGCAGGAGCAUCACAGCAGAGUCGCAACAGGCCAGUCGAGGCUCCCUUCAUGGCCCAGGAGGAGAUCGCUGCUAUUCUGAAGGACAGACUGAACGACUGUCCUGAAGACAUCCUGUCUGAGCUGGCCGAGUUGCUGGUCAGGCCUCUAACCAAAGCUUACCAGGACGUCCUGAGGACUGUCUUCAUGUCCUCCAACAGCUCACCUUCAGCGGCCUGCAAGAAGAAGAGCAUGAAGGAUCUGCAGGAGGAGAUCAGUAACCUGUACAACAACAUACGGCUGUUUGAGAGAGGCACCAAACUAUUUUCAGAUGAAACUCAGAUCCAGAUCAUCAAGCACAUCCUGAAGACCUUGUGCACUGAUGUGACCAACAUUUUGGUGAACUUCCUGGCUGCUGACCUGAUGAUGUCAGUCGACAACCCCAGCACCAUCACCACCGAGGUCAGAGUGAAGAUUCUGGGCAAACUGUCAGAAGAGACCAGAGGUCCUCUGAUGAAGCUGCACAACUGCCUCAAUGGCAAGACAAUGGAAGACUUCCUGAGCAGCUUGGAAGCCUCUGCAGAGGUCUGUGGCUUCAUGCUCAAGAAAGGAGACAAGAAGAAGGAAAGACAGGCGCAGUUCCUGCACCGCCAGGCCCUGACAGAGCAGCUGAAGGAGGCAGAGGACCCAGCGCUGGUGCUGCACCUGACCAGUGUGCUGCUGUUCCAGGCCUCCACCCACUGCAUGCUGCAUGCGCCGGGCCGCUGCGUCCCACAGAUUAUUGGCAUACUGACGGGCCGCAUCUCACCGGAGCAGCAGCAGCUGCUGUCUGCCUACCAGGGCCUGGUGGUGAAGCAGCUGGUGUGUCAGAACCAGAGCAAGAAGCAGGAGGAGGAAGAUGGUGAUGAGGAGGACAAGCAGGAAGCCAGGAAAGUCCGUGCCCAGCUGCUGACCCUGACACCCCAGGUGAAGCAGCUGGUGCUAUCUCAGAGGAAGACAUCUGUCAAUGAGGACUGAAGAAAAAAAAACAUCCUCCUUCCUGCUCCUCUUCAAUAUGAAGUCAGACAGUAAUCCUGUAUGUCAUGAGUUGUAAAUGUGGGAAUCAUUUCAAAUCAUGAAGUGAAAAUCCUCUGUGGGAUGAGUCCAGUAAACACAUUAACAUAGAAGUCCUCAGUGAGGUACUGAUUUUCAUAAUAAAACUGCUUAUUUCCUCGUGUGAUCAGUUCAUUUCCCCUUAGUGAAUCAUUUCUCAGCAGGCUGAGCCAAACCACAGAAAUUACUUUGACAUUACAAAAAGAAUCCAGCAGGAGCAGAAGCUGAACCGCUUAAGAGAUAUAAUGAACCGCUGCAGAUGCGUCUAAAUCAUAGGUGUCGAACUCUGGCCUGUUGGUCAAAUUUGGCCCGCAGCAUAAUUAUAGUUGCCCUGUGAGGCACUACUAAAUGACUACUAGAGCUGCCCUGCUGGUAUUAUACAGCAGUGGUCCCCAACCUUUUUAUUGCCGCAGACAGGUCAAGGCUUGACAGUUUUUCUGCGGCAGAGGUAGAGGGGCUUCUGCAUGUUGGUGUGUCUGCUAAAGGUUAGUUCAAAUGGCACAAUUUUAAAAUUUUUGCCCCAAUUUUUUCCUUGUGACAAUUUUGGAACCUUCAAGAUUCAUUGUCAUUCAAUAAUGAACAAACCGUUCAUUAUUGAAUGAAUGGCUGUCAGAAACAUAACGUCAAUAUUAUGCUCAGUGAUGAAAUACUUAAUAGAACAAAGUUACUUUGUGUUACUUGAAGGCUGAAAGUUCUUCAGUCUGAGGUUUGAAUUAAGACUGCCUUAUUUUGUAUUUCUGUUUUUUGUAAAGUUUCUUGUAGUAAUCCGGACAGGUAAUGUCACAUUCUGGAGGAAGACGAGUGUAAAGAUAAUAUCUGGACCCCGGUCUCAGACAUCAGAAACUUAGAGUGCUGGAUCCUCUGAGAAGUCUGAGGCAGGUGGUUUAAAUGAAAUGAGGUCUGCUACGUGAGCGCUAAGGAGAGACGUGCCGAGGUGAACCUGUUGAUUUAUCUGUUUCAACAGAUCUGUAUCUCCAUCUGUAAAUUUGAGAAACUCGGGUCUAGGCUUCGGGUCAUUGCUUCAAAAAAAAUGUCUUCUAGACCAGAAGACAUUUCUAUGAAGUGGGGGAGCAGAGAGGGAGGGGGGAAAGAGGAGAACUUGUUGCUCUGUCUCCAGUCAAUGUUAUAUCAGCUUGUUGUGGUAUAGUUUGCUCCUGAUACGCUGAGGGCUCCAUCCUAGCCAGACAUCCUUGAACCUGUUCUGAAGCGAUGGUCACAUUGUUGUUCUUGUUGAUAAAAUGAAACAUGUUUGSAGUGAGCAGCCUUAUUCCGUGUUUGUUAAGAUUGUGUCCUCCUCUUCCAAAGAGGUGAAAGUUCUGCCAGUUGAUCCAGAGGUUAUCGAUGAAGGUCACUGAGCUGGCAGAGCAGGUUUUAAUCAGCCAUUUGUUUAUCAUAAGCAGCCUGGAAUGUUUUUCGUCUCCCCAUUGAGGACCACUGAGAAAUAACUUCGUUUUUAAUUUUCCCAUAGUGUCCAGAAGAAUAUUAAAGUCCUUUUUCAGAAUCUCGGAUUUUUGCUUUGCCAGAUCGUUGGCUCCAACAUGCACAACUAAAGUCUCAAUGUUUGGCUGAUCAGUGGUUAGAGAGAGCACUUUGCGGGUCAAAUCAGAUACAGUGUCACCAAGAAAAGAAACCACUCUCGUUUUCUUGGGAUUGCAAACAUGACUGAUUCCAUUUACUGCCUCAUCUCCAACAAUAAGCACUCUUGGCAUACCUUUCGUUUUCCUGGUGGUCACUUUGUCCUUCGGAGCUUUGUGCGGUGGAUGUGUUGGUUUAGCCUCAUUGCUGAUGUUUGAAGGUGGGUUUUCACUCAGAGGCUCAGGCUGGAGUGCAGAAAAUCWGUUUUUCAGUGGGAUUCCCWCGGAGUCAGGAUGUUUUGAGGCUCGGGCUGGUCGCUUUGUCCUCGGGAACGGGGUCGGUGUUGAAGUUAAAGGUGGGUUUUGGCUCAGCCGGCCGCGCUGAUUUGUCCAGGUGAGGGGUUCUCCCUGGUAGUCGUCUCAUGGGAUCUGCAGUGUGAGACUGUUUCGGCCUGGCACCCUGACAUGUAAGUGUCAGCCAAUCACAAUUCCCAAAAAUUAACCCAGAAAUCAACUGGCUAACAAAUGUAUUCUUAAUUAUGCAUGCAUAGGGUAUAAUGCAAACAGCACCAUCAGAGAUGCAAUAAGUUUAUAGCAGGUGUGUGAAUGAUCUAAUGAUCGGACURCUGAUUGCAACCAGUCCACUUGCUAGCAGAACUAGAGGACCCCAAAACAAAAUUUUGCUUAGGGCCCCGUGGAAGCUUGGGCCAACCUUGAUUACACAUAUGUCACUUAAAUUACUUUAUUGUUCAUUUGUUUAUUGAUUUUAUCUCAUUUUAUUGAAAUCUAUUUAAUUUUUUAGUGUAGUGGAUUUCUUUAUCUGGGACCUGAGUUCAAAUUUUGUACCACAGACAAUAAAAAAAUUCUUGAAUCCUUGGAGUGCAAAAAUAUUAACACUGCAAGGUCAAAAGUCAGUUAUGAUGUAUUAAUACUAUUUUCUUUGUUUGAGUUACUUUGGUGUUUGGCUCCCCCUCCCUGGCAGACAAAAGGCGUGAUAAAAGGCUGAGGUUCCUGAAGUACUGCUGAUGGCCUAAUUGGACUGAACCACAUGCUUUAUAUGCUGGGGGGUGUUUUGGGUCUUAUUUCUUUGUUUUGGGUUAGUUGUCAGGUGGCAGCCAUUUUGUUUUUCCCUAUUGUUUAGCUAAACCAGUAUUUAAAUCCCCUUAUGUGUCAUUUCAGGUUAGGUCAGUCUGUUUUAUGUCAGUUACGUCUUUGAGUUUAGUAUUUUGUGUUGACCUCUUGUAUUGGCAUGCCUGUCUAAUUAUUAUGUUAAUCAUUGUUCAUACUUUGAGGUAAAUAAAGACGCACUUUUUUAAUUCAA